GGACCCCCUUUCGCCAUGGCGAAAGGGGGGGUAGCGGCCCGCUGGAGACCACCCCCCCCCCCCUUUCGCCGGGGGCCGUGCGCAGUAACAAAAAUUGCGGCGCGGCGCGCGUGCCCGCUGCGAGAGGGCCUUGAGUUGCGCCCUGUGUUCGUGCUGCGGGAAUAGAAAAAAAUUCGCGCUGCGCGCGCCCCCUGCCAAUAGCCCGAGCAGGCUUAUCCUGUUCGUUUUAUUUGUUACCGCGCGCGCAUAAUGUGGCAAAUUUUGCGGGGCGCGCUGCGCGCGCCCGUUGCCGCGACAUUUGCAUCAUACUGCGUGCCUACUUCUGUAUUCGCCGGACCUGAGGGAGCGCGCAUGCCUCGCCCUCCCUCCGCCAGGGCCCGAGCCUUACAGCACAGGGCAAAAAAACUUCGGGCACGCCCGGCGUGCCCGCCGACUUGUCAAGCCCCCCCAAGCAGCACGGGGAGCCCGGGGUGAACACAUGGGGG
Amoebophrya sp. A120 is the source of this 485-nucleotide messenger RNA. Lineage: Eukaryota; Dinophyceae; Syndiniales; Amoebophryaceae. The record is from the annotation of a GenBank genome assembly.